CUCCUACCAAUGUAGCCUAAACCCUUAUUCUCUCUCUCUCUCUCUCUCCUCACUUUCUCUUGGCUGCUGUUGUCCCCUUCACAGUACCUUCUCCUUGCUGGUGCACUUUACAACACCAUUUGCAUUCUGAACUGUGCCCUCUCAGAACUCGCAUCACUAACUCGUGACUUUCUCAAGAACGACACAAUAGUAUGGGGAAAAAAGGAGGUAGAAGUCAUCAGAAGAAAGAAGGAAAAAACUCUAAAACAAGCUCUCAACACAAGCGUGAUGCUUAUUCUUAUUCCAGUGACGACAUGGAUGAUGAGAUUGAUACAUUUCAUAAGCAGAGGGACAUUGUCCCCCUUAACAUAAAUGAUGGUACUGAAGAGUCAGAUGAAGAUGAGGAGCUUCCCAUUUUUGAUGUUAAGGAUGUUGAUGAGUAUGAUGAAGAUGAUGAUGAUGACGAUGAGGAAGAUGAUGAUGAUGAUGAGGAGGAAGAUGAUGACGAUGAAGAAGAUGAUGGGAAUGGCCAUUUGGCAAAAAUGAUCAGGCAAAGGAAAUACUUACGUUCAAAGUUUGGGGGAGGUGAUGAUACAAUUGAUGAUGGUGAUGAAGAUGAGGAUGAGGAUGGUUAUAAACUUACUUUAGGUGGGAAAAAAUUCUCACAUGGUGCUGAAAAUCGUAAUUUUGAGCUUCAAUCAAGUGAUGAUGAGGCCCCCAAAGAAGAGGAAGAAUUGGCAUUACAAAUACAAAGGGAGAAGGCAAAAUCCUUGACAAUGGAAGACUAUGACCUUGUGGAUUUAAGUGAAGACAAAGAUAAUGGGAAAUUAACUUUGAAGGAGGCAUCAGAUAAAGGAAACGAAGCAAUAAAGCCACUGGAUAGGGAUAUAAUUUUCAGUGUUGAUGAAUUGAAUUCUUUGACAAAGGAGGAGCAAAUGAAUGUUUUAUAUAGGUCUGCUCCAGAAUUAGUUGGUUGGUUGUCUGAACUAAAUGAGGCACACAAACAACUUGAAUGUGAAAUUAAUCCAUUUUUAAGCAAGGUUUUUGCUCUUCUACCUUUUCUUUUCUGUUAUCCUUGA
This is a messenger RNA of Vigna umbellata (rice bean), 1058 nucleotides long. NCBI's taxonomy places the organism in Eukaryota, Viridiplantae, Streptophyta, Magnoliopsida, Fabales, Fabaceae. The record is from RefSeq and is a predicted model, not a curated record.